AUGUUGUCUACCACGCAAAAGACCCCGGAUAUCGCUUCACUGUCGAUCUCAUCAAUGUCAGAUUAUCAUGUUUUUGACUUCCCCGGGAUAGACCUACAACGAGAGCGGGUGGUGGAUAUUUUAGAUCAGGAAGGAUUUAUUCCUGAUGAACUGAUUGAGCAGGAAGUUGCCUGGUUCUACGGGUCUCUCGAGAUCGAUGAUCUUUUCUUCUCAAAGCAGACACCCGAAAUGAUCUCUAGUAUUAUUAACUCGCUGUAUGCAUCGAAGCUGGACUCGUUUGCAAAGUCUCGGUUCGGUAGCAGUGGUGGAGCUGGAGAUAAGACUAUUGAUGAAGUCGUCGGUGAACCUAACGGGUUUACUAUUAAGAACAAAGUGAUCCAUGAUGACUGUGCAUUGUUUAUGGAAAGUCAAGCCAAAGGGGCAUCGGAAAAAUACGGCCCUUACCAGCUCGAUACGCUCAUAGAUGACUUGUUUCUGGAUAACAAGGAGAGGAAAAGUACCAGAUUGGUUUCAUUUUGGACUCCAGAAAGUGGGUUGAAAUUGACCUUUGUCUACGACAGUGUGUUCCCACCACAGUCCGAGAUUGAUCAGAACAAAUUGCUGCAUGGUGAUAUUGACUGCAUAAGUGAUCAAACCAUGUCGCAGGUGAUCUCUCCAGAAAACAAGAAACUUUAUGGGCUUCUAAUCAAUUUGGUGGGUGAACGAGAGGGUCCUGUCAUCAAGACUACGCAUUCCGUCAAAAACAGCGAUGAAAUCAGGUUGCUAAUCGCUUUUAAGAGAUUUACUACUAAACGUUAUUACUCGGCUAUUAACGCUCUUUUCCAUUAUUACAAGUUGAAGCCAUCAAAAUUUUAUCUUGAAUCCUUCAACACCAAUGAUGUGGUUAUCUUUUCCAUCUAUUUGAAUAAGUCUAAGCAAUUGGAUGACAUAUUACCAAAUGCUUUGGAGUUAUCUAUCAAGCAAGUGGAAAGGGAAGCCUCGCUAUUAUAUGCGCUACCAAGUAAUGCGUUCAGUGAUGUCUAUGAGAGGCGUCAAUUUUCCCCGCAGGAAGCGAUCUACGCCCAUGUGUCUUCGAUAUUCAUCAAUCAUUUUAUCAAUAGAUUGGGUUCCGACUACCAGGAUUUGAUAGAUCAAUUAAAUUUGCAAGAUUCUAACACUGUGCUAUUGGAGAUCGUCAGUAAUUUGAAGAGGAAAUUGAGAAAUGAAACUUUUACCCAGGAAAUGAUCGCAGAUACUUUACACAAGUACCCAAUGAUAGUCUCCAAAUUGUACAAGAAUUUUGCUGAGCUUCACUACUACCACGAUUCUUCUAAAAAUAUGGAAAAGACCUUAUCCUAUCAAAGGUUAGCCAAAUUGGAACCAUUCCAGAAUGACCAGGAAUUUGAGUCCUACUUGAAUAAGUUCAUCCUCAAUGACUCACCAGAUUUGGUUAUCCUGAAGACUUUGAACCUUUUCAACAAAUCUAUCCUAAAGACAAACUUCUUUAUCACUAGAAAAGUAGCCCUUUCGUUCAGAUUGGACCCAAAGCUGAUUAUGCCCGAGAUGGAAUAUCCGGAAACUCCAUACGGUAUCUUCUUUGUCGUCGGUAACACUUUCAAGGGAUUCCACAUAAGGUUCCGGGAUGUGGCUCGUGGUGGUAUCCGUAUUGUUUGUUCAGCAACGCCACACGUUUACGAGAAGAACAGUAAAACUGUCAUCGAUGAAAACUAUCAGCUAGCGUCCACUCAGCAACGUAAGAAUAAGGAUAUUCCAGAAGGUGGUUCUAAAGGUGUCAUUUUGUUAAAUCCGGGAUCCGUGGCACAUGAAGAAACUUUUAUCGCCUUCACUCAGUACGUCGAUUCGAUCAUUGACAUCUUAAUCAAGGAUCCAUUGAAGGAAAAGUACGUCGAUCUUCUCGGGCAUGAGGAGAUUCUAUUUUUUGGUCCUGACGAAGGUACCGCUGGGUUUGUCAAUUGGGCCACUGAGCAUGCCCGUAAGAGAGGUUGCCCUUGGUGGAAGUCCUUCCUCACUGGUAAAUCUCCUGAACUCGGUGGUAUUCCCCACGACGAAUACGGUAUGACUACUCUUGGUGUUCGUUCAUACGUCUUGAAGCUUUAUGAGACUUUGGAUCUGCUAGAUACUACAAUCUACAAAUUCCAAACUGGUGGCCCGGAUGGUGACCUGGGUUCGAAUGAAAUCUUAUUGUCUACUAAAAAUGAAUGCUACGUCGGUAUAUUAGAUGGCUCGGGUGUUUUAUGUGAUCCACAGGGUUUGGAUAAGUCAGAGCUGAUCAGACUAGCUCACGAAAGAAAGAUGGUUUCGCACUAUGAUAUGUCCAAACUGGGUAAGAUGGGGUUCUUUGUGUCUGUGGAUGAUAUUGACACUAUGUUACCCAACGGUUUCAUAGUGCCCAAUGGUACAACUUUCAGAAACACUUUCCACACUCAAAUCUUCAAAUUUGUUGAUCAUUUGGAUUUGUUCGUUCCAUGUGGUGGCAGACCAAACUCCAUUAACUUGAACAAUUUACAUUUCUUCAUCGACGAGAAGACAAACAAAUGUAAGAUACCAUACAUUGUGGAAGGAGCAAACCUGUUCAUUGCUCAACCCGCUAAAGUGGCUCUUGAAAACCAUGGGUGUAUUCUAAUCAAGGAUGCCUCGGCCAAUAAGGGUGGUGUCACAUCUUCUUCCAUGGAAGUGCUGGCCUCUUUAGCAUUGAACGAUGACGAUUUCCUCAACAAGUUCACUGGCAACGGAACCCAUGAAAAGACGGCAUUGUACAAGGCAUACGUGGAGGAAGUUCAGAGAAGAAUUCACCAUAAUGCUGCUCUAGAGUUUGACCAACUAUGGAAGCUCAGAUCAGCUACUGGCCAACCCAUCUCUGAACUGUCCAAUACUUUGUCGCAAACAAUCAACAAAGUCAAUGAUGAUUUGAUCUGCUCGAUGGAGCUCUGGGAGAAUGAUCUUAAGCUCAGAAAUUAUUUGCUGCUAAACAAGAUCAUUCCAAAAUUGCUGAUCGACGUUGCAGGUCCCGAGGCUGUCAUGAAGAAUAUACCCGUCUCAUAUUUGAAGGCCCUACUAUCAAGUUACUUAUCAAGUUCAUUUGUCUAUCAGUUCGGUAUCGAUGUCAACAUUGCCAAGUUUCUUGAAUUCCUUGGUAAACUCAGAAGAGAGGCUGCUAAGAGUAUCCAAUAA
Torulaspora delbrueckii is the source of this 3171-nucleotide messenger RNA. RefSeq names its product glutamate dehydrogenase (NAD(+)) (gene GDH2). The record is from RefSeq and is a predicted model, not a curated record. Gene Ontology annotation, cellular component: mitochondrion. The transcript has a single exon. Gene Ontology annotation, molecular function: L-glutamate dehydrogenase (NAD+) activity. Lineage: Eukaryota; Fungi; Ascomycota; Saccharomycetes; Saccharomycetales; Saccharomycetaceae. Bases 1 to 3171 code for a protein of 1056 amino acids.